Messenger RNA from Geodia barretti, 2220 nucleotides. Lineage: Eukaryota; Metazoa; Porifera; Demospongiae; Tetractinellida; Geodiidae. The record is from the annotation of a GenBank genome assembly.
AUGCAGCUUGGGAGUGGAAACCUCUCAAUUGAAACAGGAAAAGUUGCCAAACAAGCAGAUGGUGCGGUUUGGGUACAAUACGGUGGAACGGUUGUCUUAGUAGCAGUCGUCGCUGAAAGAAGAGAGUCAAAUCUAGACUUCUUUCCAUUAACCGUAGAUUAUCGUGAAAAAUCUUAUGCGGCAGGGCGCAUCCCCGGCGUCUAUGGUAGACGUGAACCACGCCCAGGCACAAGUGAACUCUUGACGGCGCGUCUAAUUGAUCAUUGUAUUCGUCCCCUUUUUCCUAAGGAUUUUCAAGUGGAAGUACAGGUCAUGUGUACGGUGCUUGCUUCGGAUCAGACCCACCCCGCUGAUGUGCCUGCGCUCAUCGGAACCUCGGCAGCACUCAGUAUCUCCGAUAUACCGUUUAGCGGACCUGUCGGUGCUGUCACAAUCGGAAGGCUAGAUGGGGAAUUUUGUGUUAAUCCGACCUAUGAAGAAUUAGAAAGAUGUGAAUUAGAAUUUUUCGUCAGCGGAACAGCCGAUGCGGUCAUGUCUGUCGAAGGUGGAGCGCACGAGGUGCCGGAAGAUGAAGUGAUUGAUGCGAUUGUAGCAGCUCACCAAGAGAUUAAAGAGAUCACUAAACUUCAGGAAGGUUUAAUUGCACUUUGUGGAAAGCCUGACCGCGAGUACAAAAUGAAAGAAAUCGAUGAAGGAUUGAGUUCGCGUGUCCGAGACCUUGCUACAGAAAGAAUUCGUGAAUCCAUUGGCAUGGACCAAGAGCAAGACCGUGAUGGCUAUCUUGAACAGGAAAUUCUUGAUAAUGUUGACACAGAAGAAGAUGGGACCGGAAUCUCGAAGGAUGCCGUUUCGAUAUUGGGCGACAUCGAGAAGGAAGAGAUGCGCCACUCAAUCGUGAACCAAGGAAAGCGCGUUGAUGGACGGGGUGCCACAGAUGUUCGAGAUAUUUCAGGUGAAGUUGCGGUCCUACCUCGUGUCCACGGUUCAGCGCUCUUUACCCGCGGACAAACCCAAGCCCUUUGCGUGACGACACUCGGGACCAAAGGUGACGAAGAUGUGAACCGUUCCUUGACCGGAGAGGUUAGAAGAAACUUCUUUCUUCACUACAAUUUCCCGCCAUACAGCACCGGCGAAGUCAAGAGAAUUAUGGGCCCAGGGCGAAGAGAAAUCGGGCACGGGGCUCUCGCUGAAAGAGCGAUUCAGCCCGUCAUUCCCGAUCGAGAUGAGUUCCGAUACACAAUUCGUGCAGUAUCCGAAAUUCUUGAGUCCAAUGCGUCCUCCUCCAUGGCGAGUGUAUGUGGCGUAACCCUUGCAUUAUUGGACGCGGGGGUGCCCAUUAAAAAACCUGUGGCAGGGGUUGGUGUUGGAUUGAUUAAGGAAGGCGAUCGCGAGGUCAUCCUGACGGAUAUGCUCGGUACGGAGGAUUUCCUCGGUGACAUGGACUUUAAGGUCGCCGGCACUCGGGAUGGCAUCACCGCUAUCCAGAUGGACAUCAAAAUUGACGGCGUGACACCGGAUUUGAUGCGAAGAGCCAUUCAUCAAGCAAAAGGCGCGCGUUUGGUUGUUCUUGAUAAAAUGGGCGAGGUUAUUGAUAAGCCGCGCGAUGAGAUUUCUCCGCACGCGCCACGUAUCUAUGAAAUCAAAAUUUCGCCCUCUAAAAUCAAAGAUUUGAUUGGUCCCCGCGGCAAAACCGUUCAGGGUAUUCAAGAGGAAACCGGUGUGACAAUUGACAUUGAGGACGAUGGGAGGGUCGAACUUUCAUCAUUCAAUGCUGAAGCUGCUAACAAAGCCGAAGAGAUGAUUCUCUCCAUUACUGCAAUUCCUGAGGCCGGCAAAGAAUACGCAGGAAAAGUUACCCGUAUAACAGGAUUUGGUGCUUUUAUUGAGAUUAUUCCUGGCCAGGACGGAUUGCUUCAUAUCUCUCAAAUGGGAGAUGGGUACGUCCGACAGGUUGAAGAUGUGAUGAACAUCGGUGAUGAGGUGGCUGUGCGUGUCAUUGAGAUUGAUGACCAAGGACGUGUUGACCUGACCCUUGCAAGCAACCCGGUAACCCCAGAUGCAACUGCAUCUGAGCGAGGGGAGUCACGAGAUCGGGGGGAUUCGCGUCCACGGGACAAUCGUCCAAAUAGAGGUCAGCGUGAUAGUCGUAACCCUCGUCAAAGUCGCGGCGGCGAUUCACGAGAUCGGCGAGCACCAAGAAUCCCCAAAGGCAGACUUUAG